AUGAGUUUUAAAGGUAUUAAAAAGUCAAUAGUUAGAGCACCACAAACAUUUCGUCAAAAGAUGAAAAUGGGUGAAAUAACCCAUGAUCCUGUUUAUCAAGAUGCUGAAAGAAGAUUCAAAGAAAUUGAAAUUGAAACUAAAAAGUUAUCUGAUGAAUCAAAGAGAUAUUUUGCUGCUGUUAAUGGUAUGUUAGAUAAUCAAAUUGAAUUUUCAAAAGCAAUUGAAGAAAUUUAUAAACCAAUUAGUGGUAGAUUAUCCGAUCCAAAUUCUACUGUACCAGAAGAUAAUCCACAAGGUAUUGAAGCUUGUGAAAGUUAUAGAGAAGUUGUUAAAGAAUUAAAAGAAACUUUAAAACCAGAUUUAGAAUUAAUUGAAAAAAGAAUUGUGGAACCAGCUCAAGAAUUAUUAAAAGUUAUUCAAAAUAUUAGAAAAAUGGCAACAAAACGAGACCAUAAACAAUUAGAUUUAGAUCGUCAUAAACGAUCAUUUACAAAAUAUGAAAAUAAAAAGGAAAGAUCAGCAAAAGAGGAAGAAAAAAUGUAUUCUGCAGAAGCUGAAGUUGAAGUUGCACAACAAGAAUUUGAUUAUUAUAAUGAUUUAUUAAAAUCUGAAUUACCAAUUUUAUUUCAAAUGCAAGCAGAUUUUAUCAAACCUUUAUUUGUUAGUUUCUAUUAUAUGCAAUUGAAUAUUUUUUAUACAUUAUAUAAUAGAAUGGAAGAAUUGAAAAUUCCAUAUUUUGAUUUAACAACUGAUAUUGUUGAAGCUUACAAUUAUAAAAAAGGAAAUGUUGAAGAACAAACCGAUGCUCUUGGAAUAUGCCAUUUUAAAGUUGGUCGUGCUAAAUCUAAAUUAGAAAUGGCAAGAAGACAUCAAUCGCAAACUACUUCUGGUAAUGAAUUACCAGGAUAUUCACAAGGUGGUUAUAAUCAACCUUAUGGAGAUUCUAAAAGUCCAACUUCUCCACAAUCAACAGGAUUUAAUCAACAACCACAAUAUGGUCAACCUCAAUAUGGUCAACCUCAAUAUGGUCAACCUCAAUCUGGUCAACCUCAAUAUGGUCAAGCUCAAUCUGGUCAACCUCAAUAUGGUCAACCUCAAUCACCUCAUUCAUAUGCUUCACCUGGAAUGUCACCACAAGGUACAUUUAAUUCAUUACCAGCUUAUUCACCACCUACUCCACAAAGUGCUCCUCAAACAUGUACAGCAUUAUAUGAUUAUACAGCACAAGCACAAGGUGAUUUAACAUUUCCUGCUGGUGCAAUUAUUGAAAUUAUAGAUAGAACAGAAGAUGUAAAUGGUUGGUGGACAGGUAAAUAUAAUGGAAGUACAGGAUUAUUUCCUGGUAAUUAUGUCAAAUUAUAA
Messenger RNA from Insectozyma verbasci, 1362 nucleotides. Lineage: Eukaryota; Fungi; Ascomycota; Pichiomycetes; Serinales; Debaryomycetaceae. The record is from the annotation of a GenBank genome assembly.